Molecule: messenger RNA, 334 nt
Organism: Humulus lupulus (European hop)
Lineage: Eukaryota; Viridiplantae; Streptophyta; Magnoliopsida; Rosales; Cannabaceae
Product: protein phosphatase 2C 70-like
Exons: 2
Coding region: 37-309 (90 amino acids)
Source: RefSeq, a predicted model, not a curated record
AUCCACUUGAUAUCUUUUUGAUAAUUUUGUGUAGUGAUGAAUGUUGAUAAUGCUAUAGUUUGUGCUAAUAUAACUAGUUUUACUCAGGGUUGUACUGCAACAGUGCUUCUGGUAUGGACUGAUGGUGCUGAAAAUUUCUUUGCACAAUGUGCAAAUGUGGGGGACUCAGCAUGUGUUAUGAACAGUGCCAAUGGGAAACCGAUUAAGAUGACGGAGGACCAUAGAGUAGUUAGUCAUACUGAAAGACUGAGAAUGGAAGAAAGAGGAGAGCCACUGAGAGAUGGGGAAACACGAUUAUGCGGUACUUAAACUUCAUUUUUUUGUUUUUGGACUA